This is a messenger RNA of Penicillium argentinense, 738 nucleotides long. RefSeq names its product putative DSBA family oxidoreductase. The record is from RefSeq and is a predicted model, not a curated record. NCBI's taxonomy places the organism in Eukaryota, Fungi, Ascomycota, Eurotiomycetes, Eurotiales, Aspergillaceae. The transcript is spliced from 5 exons. Gene Ontology annotation, molecular function: glutathione transferase activity; glutathione peroxidase activity. Gene Ontology annotation, cellular component: mitochondrion; peroxisome. Bases 1 to 738 code for a protein of 245 amino acids. Gene Ontology annotation, biological process: glutathione metabolic process.
AUGACUGGCAAGAUAGACGCCUUCGUCGAUUGUGUAUCGCCUUACUCAUACUAUGCGACGCUGUAUCUGAGACGGAAUCGCAAGGCGCUCGAAUCGCAUGGGGUCGAGGUGGAGUUUCAUCCCAUUUUCCUGGGCGGCGUCAAUGUUGGGUCUGGUAUGUUUUCUCCGAUAGAGGACGCGCGGUAUCCACAGCUCAUCAAUUAUUUGACAGGAAACAAACCACCAUGGACGCUGCCAGCCAAAGCGUCUUACUCUAAGUUCGACUCUGAGCGGGCGUGCAAGUAUUUUGGCGUGGCGCCCAUCAAGACACCGGAUUUCUUUCCCAUUCUUUCAAUCAUGUUCGUGAAGCCCCAACGAUGCAUGAUCUACAUCAAGCGCAACUACCCCCGAGAGCGCUAUGAGACCACUUUUCUCUCCUUGUGGGAAUGGAUAUAUCACAAGAACAUCGACAUCAGCAAGCCCGAGCAGCUAGGAGAGCUGCUGAAGACUCACGGGUACUCUGAUAAAGAGAUCAAAGACAUUAUUACUGCGGCCUCUAGCCCCGAGUACAAGCAAGCCUUGACAGCCAACACGCAGGCCGCUCUAGACCAAGGUGCAUAUGGUGCUCCGUGGUUUUGGGUCCGGAACAAAGAGGGUAAGGAGGAGCCCUUCUUCGGCAGUGAUCGGUUUGCGUUCAUGUGGCAGUAUCUCGGACUGCCCUUUCAAGACGUCUCGAUUAUCGAGAAGGCAAAGCUGUAA